AUGUGGUCCACAUGCAAACUGCAAACUAAUGAGAGAGGCGCCCAUGGCCCAUCAAAUCCAGCCCUCCGACAAAACGAAAUCCAACGGCUGUCAUUAAAAGUUACGUACCCACAGCAUUGGACGGCAGUCGUUCAACCCCAAAAAAAAGAAAAAAAACACCAAAAACAAAAGAAAAUUAAUGAAUCCCAAGUCUCUCCUGAAAGUGAAAACGAAAAAAGAACAGUUCCGUUGAAGUUGAAAAGCAAAGCCCUAAAAUUUCUGUGUGCCUAUUUUUUGGUGGCUUAUAGCCUUUUCGAUCUUUCGCUGAAAGGGCAGAGGAAAUCAAUCAUGAGAGGAACAAAACGUCUCGCCACAUCGUCGUCGGAGUUGGCGCCGGAGUCCAAUGACACGGGUAUGCGAACUAAAAGGGCAAUGAGAUCCUUUUCUGAUGUUCACAAGGCAGUAACAUCGCAGAAGCAGUUCAAAACUGCAACGCCAUCCCUAGAUGUGCAGCGAGCUGAGUUGUCUCGACAGCAUGUGAGAGCUCUCAAUUCCCAAUUCGCCAGCUGGGUGCAAAAACAACUUAAGAAUCACCCUGAUGAACUUUGGGAAGAUGGAGUUCAUGACUAUCUUACUCAUGCAUCCAGUAUCAUGCAAAAGUUCAGUGAUGUAGUGAACUGGUUAAAAGCAAAUGGAGCUAAGGGAGGACCUGGUGCCGAAUCUUCUGCCAGUGACAAAAAACCAUCACCUGAUACUAAUAAGAUAAAUGAGAAUAAUUUAUCUAAUGAGAGACCACCUGCUUUUGCUUCAACAAGUACGAGCUUUACUACAGCUGCAUUGCCUCCUGCCAUAUUCUCCUACAAUCAAAGCUCGGGAGCAGUGUCUAGUAGUAAAAACUCAAGCCUGCUUCUGUCAAAUAGCCAAAGCUCAGGAAUGUUCUCUGGUAGCCAAAGCCCUGCCUUACCGACAAACAGUCAAACGUCUGGAUUGUUAUCGAGCAGUCAGAGUACUGGGAUUUUCUCAAAUAGUGCUGGGAUGUUCUCCAAAAGUCAAACCCAAAGCUCCGGGUUACUAUUGAAUAGUCAAGGUGCUGGGUUAUUCUCAAAUAGCCAAACCCAAACUUUUGGGUCACUAUCCAAUAGCCAAGGUGGUAAUUUAUUCUCAAGUAGUUCGGGCCCUGCAUUGUUUUCAAGCAGUCAAAGUACUGGGUUCUUUUCCAGCAGCCCAAGCAGUGGAUUAUUUUCUGAGAGUCCAAGUUCUGCGGGUGGGUUUGCCAGCGUACCAGCUCCUAUCUUGUUUGAUGAAUUGCCACAGCCUGGCAGUCCAUCAGUGAAGAAGGUUGAAGAAAAGGGUGUUGCCAUUGUCCAUCAAGUCAAGUGCAAACUCUAUGUCAAGUCAAUUGAUCCUGCAGAUAAAGACACAUGGAAGGACAAAGGACCAGGGCAGCUUUCUAUAAAAUGUGCCGAGGGUGUCAGCAAGGGGACGAAAGAAUCAAGCCCAACUCUUAUCAUUCGUAAUGAUCUGGGGAAGGUGCUACUAAAUGCUUUGCUUUACCCAGGAAUUAAGACGAGUUUACAGAAGAAUUCUGUGGUUGCCAUAUUUCAUGUAGCGGCGGAUGAUUCUGGUAGCAAUGAGAGCGUUGCGGCAAGAACAUUCUUAAUCCGAACAAAAACUGAGGACGAUCGGGACAAGCUAGCAACCGCUAUCCGGGAAUAUGCGCCUGAAUCGUGAAUGUAGCAGUUUGGUUGGUCACAAAACUUAUCCAAACGAUAUAAUUUAUGAUAUGAUCACUCCCUCUAACUCUGUCAGAUUUUGGAUUUGUUUGAUUUCAUAGCCAAGUGCCCAAUUUUAGGAUUUCAACAGCUUGGCAUUCAUAAUUUAUGAUA
Linum tenue is the source of this 1865-nucleotide messenger RNA. Lineage: Eukaryota; Viridiplantae; Streptophyta; Magnoliopsida; Malpighiales; Linaceae. The record is from the annotation of a GenBank genome assembly.